Messenger RNA from Botrytis cinerea B05.10, 937 nucleotides. RefSeq lists its product as hypothetical. Lineage: Eukaryota; Fungi; Ascomycota; Leotiomycetes; Helotiales; Sclerotiniaceae. Gene Ontology annotation, cellular component: U4/U6 x U5 tri-snRNP complex; U6 snRNP; precatalytic spliceosome. Gene Ontology annotation, molecular function: RNA binding. The coding region runs from base 662 to 850 and encodes 62 amino acids. The record is from RefSeq and is a predicted model, not a curated record. The transcript is spliced from 2 exons. Gene Ontology annotation, biological process: mRNA splicing, via spliceosome.
GUCCAAAUUGCAGACGCAGCAACCCUCUAAUUCACCUUAACAAAAGUGAGCUGAUUACAUAAGCCGUAAUUAAGCGCACCGUCAAAUCUCGUGAUAUCAUUUCUCACAGCAGAGUUGCACCUGCAGCUCCAGCUCAAAAUGUCACUCUCUAGCUAUGUAAACAGUAAGAGUUUACCCUUUUUCAACCCUCUUUCUACACCUUCCUCUUCGGAUCGUUUAUUUUAUCACUCCUAUCAUACGCGCAAACUACAGAAACAAGCAAGACUUACAACCGCAUCCUAACAGCUCCUUAGAGAAAGUUCUAAUCUUAACUGCGGAUUCAAGAACACUGGUUGGUACACUUUUGAGUUGUGAUCAACAGACCAAUUUGGUCCUAUCCCAAACCAUCGAGCGCAUAAUCCGUCCUCCAGAAGAUAUCGAAGCUUCUAGUGAAGUCCCACACGGUCUCUAUCUAAUCCGUGGUGAUAAUGUGGUUGUAGUUGGAUUGGUGGAUGAGGAAUUGGAUGAUAGUAUUAAUUGGGUGGAGGUUAGGGGAGCUGUCAUUGGAGGGACGAAGCAUUCUUGAUUGAAUGUUUAUAAUCGAGUGCUCGCGAUUAUAGAUCAGUGUCUACGGGCAUGGUAUUGGAUGGAUGGAAUCGACGACUGGAAAUGAAGGAGGUCAAUGAGCCGAGGAAAGAAGGAGAAUGCGCGGGGAGAGAUACCGGAAUUUGGCAUUUACAAAAGUACGGACGAGCGUAGGUGCGUACAAGAUGGGUGGAACGUUAUUUAUGCUGCAUUAUUUGGCGUUGAAUGGAGUGCCAUUAGAUGGGUCUUUUUUAUAUCCAUCCUUUUGAUUUUGUGUUGGUUAUGAAGAUGGCUCAAGCGAAUUCAGAUAUCGAGGGAAAUCUACCAAAAUUCGAGAUCAUAUCAUGGGAUCAGUGAGAUGUAAUUAAAAAGC